Anopheles darlingi is the source of this 1013-nucleotide messenger RNA. RefSeq lists its product as uncharacterized. The transcript is spliced from 3 exons. NCBI's taxonomy places the organism in Eukaryota, Metazoa, Arthropoda, Insecta, Diptera, Culicidae. The record is from RefSeq and is a predicted model, not a curated record. The coding region runs from base 196 to 852 and encodes 218 amino acids.
GUGGCCCCAGUACUUUGGUGGCACUAGCCGAGCGAGCAAGUAGGAAGCUUCCGCAAGAAACACUUUCGCUUAAGUGGUCUCCCUUGCUUUUAAUCCGAGUUUCGUUACGCUCACACAUAUCAGCGCACCGGGCGGGAUAAUCUACUACGUUCUCCAGCGAUCUAGCUAAGGAGGCUGCGAUCUACCAUCGAGGCUAUGGCGAUACAGGGUCAAAUUUCGGACAUCGGAGUCGCGACGGUUUGCCUGCUCGGACUUCUUAUCGCUCACGGGAUGGCUUUGCCUGCUGGGACCGGCGAGGCACGGAACACACGCAACUCGACGACUGACCUCUUUGCAUAUCCUGCCGAACAGUCGGGCAUCGAAUCAAAACAAAAUGCUCGAAACCGUACUCCCAUCUACAUCCCUGGAGGAUGCGCAGAGGAUGAAAUUUUCUACCCAGGAGAUCACGAGAGCGAUUGGGUGUGUGAUUGCAAACCGACUUACAUUUACCAUCCGAGUUCGCAGCGUUGUUAUCAGCUGUACACGAAGGGAAACUGCGAAUCUGGCCAAAUGGUGUACAUCGAACCGAAUGGCAAAUAUCCACGAUGCGUACCCAACCGAUGCCCUGAUGGCCAGGUGAUGUUCCAGAAUCAGUGUGCCGUACUAAACCAGGAACACAGGCUGUGUGAUAUUGCCGGAAUCAAGCUGGUCGUAGGUAUCAAUGAGAGAACGCACGAGCUGGAGUGCGUCAACAUUUCGGACGUGAAUUUGAACAAGACCAUGCUAGCUACUCUGGAGAAAGUGAACAAAUUAGGUUCCAGCGCUGCUCCAACUAGUCAGCUAACGAAUAGUGCUCUUAAUUUCACGCCUUAAGUGCAUUCGUAGAGCAGGUACAAUAUUCAACUAUAUGAAACCGGAGCUAGAGCUCCAGGUAGAGACUAGACUUGUGUUAAAGAGAAAAGAAUGAAUCAACUAGCGUAAUAAGUAUAACGAAUAAAAACAUCUUAUCACAUACACGAUACGGGAAUACAUUU